Molecule: messenger RNA, 1476 nt
Organism: Prunus mume (Japanese apricot)
Lineage: Eukaryota; Viridiplantae; Streptophyta; Magnoliopsida; Rosales; Rosaceae
Product: GDSL esterase/lipase At5g55050-like
Molecular function (GO): hydrolase activity, acting on ester bonds
Source: RefSeq, a predicted model, not a curated record
UUUCACUUCCCCUCAAACUAUCACAGAACAAAUCUAUCACUCACCAAACUUAGAAGGAGCUUACACCAUAUAACCAUGGCUCCUUCCAAGGUUUUUCCAAUCACCUUCUUCUUCGUCUUCUUCUUCACCUUCUUCUCUGUCUUCAUCACUCUCUCAAAAGCUCAGAUGGUUCCGGCCAUUUACGUGUUUGGUGACUCCUUAGCCGAUGUGGGUAACAACAAUUACCUAAAGAUCUCUCUUCUCAAGGCUAAUUUCCCUCACAAUGGUGUUGAUUUUCCCAACAAGAAAGCAACCGGCAGGUUUGGAAAUGGCAAGAAUUCUGCCGAUUUUCUUGCGGAGAAAGUUGGGUUGCCAACAUCACCACCCUAUCUCUCACUUGUAUCCAAGUCCAACAAGCAAGAUUUGUCCUUUGUCGCCGGAGUUAGCUUCGCCUCCGGAGGGGCUGGAAUCUUCAAUGGCUCAGACGAAAAAUUUCGGCAGUCAAUUCCUUUGUCAUAUCAAGUAAACUACUAUUCACAAGUGUAUGAAGACAUCGGGCUGGAAUUGGGAUCCAACGGUGCCCAGGACCAUCUGUCAAAAUCUCUGUUUGUCAUUGUGAUUGGAAGCAACGACAUCUUCGCCUACUUCGACUCAUCCAAGCUCCGCGAGGAAUCAACACCCAACCAGUACGUAGAUUCCAUGGUCUCAAGUCUGAAACAGCAAUUAGAGAGAAUAAAUUCUAUGGGCGCUCGAAAAUUUGUAGUUGUCGGGACUGCGCCAGUUGGAUGCUGCCCAGCUCAAAGGGUUUCGAAUGACGGAGAGUGCAACGACGAUGCAAACUCCAUGUCUAUCCGCUACAACAACGGCCUUAAGUCGAUGUUACAGCAGUCGGAAGCGGCAUUGCACAUUAAAUUCACCUUCUUUGAGACGUACGGUGUCUUCUCGGACAUCAUUCAGAACGGAGCUUCUUGCGGAUUUACAGAGACCGAAGCGGCAUGCUGUGGUUUUGGAAAGCUUAACGCCGACUCUUUUUGCCUGCCGAUUUCAUCUUUGUGCCCCAACAGAACGGAUCAUGUCUUCUGGGACAAAUUCCAUCCUACAGAGGCAACUCAUCGUAUCUUGGUGGACAAACUUUUCGAUGGUCCUUCACAAUACACAUUCCCAACGAAUGUGAAGGAGUUAAUUGCUCAAUAACAGCUCAAGGAAAAUUCAUAUGCAAUAGAAAAUUCCACAUGUAACUUUAGCAUGUUCAUAGAAUACAUACAGAUGUAGUUCUUAGGCUAAAUGCAUGUGCAGAAAAAGAACAGAGAAUGAAUGAUGUUUUUCAUUCAAACGAAACAAUUAUAUGCCAGAAUCAGGGGCUUCACUUCACAUGAUAUAAUUUAAAGGAAAUUUAGGAUUGAAUUGUUUGUUGUCUGCAUUCUUCUUUCUUUGGAGGUGAAUAGGGAGCGGAUCCACUCUCGCUUCUAUGUACAAGAUGACUCACGCCAACACAUA